UCCUGAAUGGACUGGCUCUUCUGGACUAGACUCUCACAGAUCACAUAUUGUGACAUAUGAUGCCACUGGUCCUACUGAUAGAACUGAUGUUGGACUCUCAACUCAUUUUGAUAACGCUGAAGUAACUCUCAAUGUGUCACUGGGUAAAGAGUACACUGAUGGGGAAUUAUACUUUGGAGAAAUGAAAGGAGUUGUUGUUUCUAAUCCUCGUCUCUAUCCUUAUUAUCACAAGAUUGGUAGAGGAGUCAUUCACAGAGGACAGCAUAUGCAUGGUGCUAUGGACAUCACUGAUGGCACAAGGUACAACAUUAUUGUUUGGAUGAGAUCGUCUUCUGUGCGUAACAAACUUUGUCCACGUUGUGAUCAGUCACCAACUCUUAUACCAUUUGAAGGGUAUGGUGAUGGGUUUACAAAACAAUUGAUGUAACUAUUUUAAAUAAUUUUUUGUUAUCAUAUUUAUUUUAUUUUAUUUUAUUUUAUUUUAUUCAUCAUGUGUCAAAUAUUUUAAUCAUUAUUAGUAUGGUUCUGUGCCUUAGUUAAAACUGUA
Messenger RNA from Amphimedon queenslandica, 547 nucleotides. RefSeq names its product 2-oxoglutarate and iron-dependent oxygenase domain-containing protein 2-like. The coding region runs from base 182 to 427 and encodes 81 amino acids. The record is from RefSeq and is a predicted model, not a curated record. The transcript is spliced from 2 exons. Lineage: Eukaryota; Metazoa; Porifera; Demospongiae; Haplosclerida; Niphatidae.